AUGGACGAUAUUUCAUUGAAAAUUAGAAGGGCUCGCAGAGGGAACUUAGUGGUGCUUGAUCUGAGUAAUUCUGGCCUUACUUCUUGGCCAAGUGACCUUCUGAAGAUGAAGCAGAUUGAGGACUUAAAUUUAUCAAAUAAUUCACUUACGAAUAUACCUGAGAAUAUCUCUGAUUUAUCAGCAUUGAAAAAUUUGAAUAUAUCCAACAACUUGAUUGCUUCAAUACCUGUGCAAAUUCUUGAACUCCCCAGUCUUCAGUAUUUCAAUUUAGAUGGAAACCCUAUAAGUCUUGGAAAUCUUAGCCCAGGAAAUAUAGCAAAUUCAUUGUCAACUUAUUUUGCUGACGUAAAACCAGAUAUACAGCAGCAAAGUUUCACACCACAGUUUGAAGAUUUUACGUCAUCAAAAAUAAAUGAAUUUGCUAGCUCUUUUCUCCGCUUUUAUUAUCUAUUAAAAUAAAAAAUUUAUAUAGAAAAAAUGGAAUAAGAAAUUGGAAGAGGAAAAAAAGCAAGUGGAAAUUCUGAAAGGCGCACUGGUAAAAAAUGCUUUUCAAGGAGUUACUGAAGUGGAGUUUAACGAGCUUGAAUUAGGAGAGGUUAUUAGCCAAGGAGGGUUUAGUGUGCUGCAUCGAGGAAUUUGGCGCGGAACUCAAGUAGCUGUGAAAGUUAUUGUAGAUCCAAUUAUAACACCUGAACUAAGAAAUGAAUUUGAAAACGAAGUAGCCAUGCUAAACUAUUUGAGACAUCCUCAUACUGUGCUCCUAAUGUCAGCCUGCAAUAAACCUCCUAAAUUAGCGGUGGUCACUGAGUUUUACGAAGGAGGGACACUCUUUGACUUACUUCAUAGAUCCAGAGAAAAUGUUGACAAUGACCUAAAACUUGCAUUUGCAAGACAAAUAGCACAAACCUUUCAUUUUUAUCAUCUUGGCGGCGUAGUUCAUAGAGAUUUAAAAUCUUUAAAUGUGCUUCUUGAUAGGGACUUCAACAUUAGAAUUUGUGAUUUUGGCUUAGCGAGGUUUAAAAAUGAAUUAAAUAAGGGUACUAUGCAAUUUUCAGGGACCCCAACUUAUAUGGCUCCUGAGUUAUUCAAAAAGCAGGCUUAUGAUGAAAAAGUUGAUGUUUUUGCCUUUGGGACUUUAAUAUGGGAAAUCUAUGCAAGAGAAAUCCCAUAUGAUGGAUUGGAUCCGGGAGAUAUCAAAGAAAAAAUACUAAAUGCCGCCUAUGAAGCAGCUACAACUAGGAAAAAUUUUACUUCUUGACACUUGACAAUAUACCUGAGCAAAAGAUCCCUUUAGCUUUUAUAUUAUAUUUAAAUUUCUGGCUAAUUUUACGAAAUUUUUAAUUUCAAAGAAUUUUUGAAAAAAAAAAAAAAAUUACUUUCUUCCUCAAGAGAGGGAUUAAGAGGUGAGAUUAAACUGGAAAAUCGACCAAACAUACCACGAAAGUUUUUAAACUUAAUUGAUCAAUGUCGCUCGCCAAACCCAGGGUCCCGACCAUCUUUUCAAGAAAUUAUAGCAGAACUUUAA
Blepharisma stoltei is the source of this 1525-nucleotide messenger RNA. The record is from the annotation of a GenBank genome assembly. Lineage: Eukaryota; Ciliophora; Heterotrichea; Heterotrichida; Blepharismidae.